UAUUUUAGACUGACCGUGGAAAAUGUUUAUACACUCUAUAAAUGAAGAUCGAUCAGUGCAAAAGCGUUGGUGAAUCCCGAUGAGGACAUUCCUGGGGCAUUUCCAUUUUCCAUCCUCGCAUCCAUCGCCGGCGUUUUCCUGUCCUGGCUACGCCGCUUCUCCUGAUACUGUCUGUGUCUGGCGCAAAAGAUCCUCCGCUCUCUCCCCCAAAAGACUACGACGGUGUUCUCCUCUCCUACGUCGCCGCCUGCUUCCUGCAACCUCCCCGCAUGUCCUUCGCCAGCCUUCCCUUCGAGCUCCGCUCCUACAUCUGGAGCUUAGCCGUGACUCCUCGCCGCAUCACAAAGGUGCGCGCGAAGAAGGGCGGGGGCAGCUUCAGCAAGAAGCACAUUCUCUACGAGACCACGUCAACGCCGCCCCCGGCACUCAUGCAUGUGUGCCGGGAGUCUCGUCGGCAAGCGCCCUACCAGCGUGCAUUCACCGCGGGCACUGAGCCGCGCUGGACGUGGGUCAACUUCGAGGUCGACAUUUUCUGCGUCUCGAGCCUCUAUGCCAUUGAGGCCAUUCUCUCCCAACGAUCCGAGGUCCAGCGGCUUCAGAUUCGGACUGACGACCACUUUGAAUGGUAUGAGUCGGCUACCACUUAUAAUGGCCUGUCCAUUCUCUCCGAACUGGAGAGUCUUAGGGAAAUUCAGGUUGUACUGGAGCCUGGCGACUUGGCGUGGGGACACGUGUUCACGGACUGGGGCUUUGGCUGUCAUAGAGACAUCGUCACGUUCCUCGACGAGGGGUCCGGGCUCGUGCUCACUGGCCCUCAGCUGAAGAUGGUGGAAGACUGGUGGAUGGUGUUUUCGUUUGAUAGCGAGGGAAACCCGCCCGACCCGGAUAGACUCUCGGAUGAGAUUGAGCAUGCCCUCGACGAUUCUUGGCAUAUGACAUUGGCACAAAUGCACGAGGUGGAUUGAAAAAAGUAUAAAUUUGACAAAUGUCUAGGACUAUCAAGUAUAAGAACAAGAAGCACAUCAAGGGACCUUCUUAGGGGUCGCAGUGGGGGUUCAUCCUCUGAUCUGUCCACCGCACGCGUCGCUUAGGAACUUGACAUAGUUGUCCGUAACGCCCUUCAUCAUCUUGUAAGCAUAAGGGGUGAGAAUCUCGCCAUUGGGACAAGCAGUGCUCUUGGCUGCCUUGGAGUUCUCAGUGUAGAGGUAUUUCGCAGUCUCUCGUGGCGCCGUGCGCAAGGGACACGGGGUUUUCGCCGCUGUCUCUGCCGAAAGGCGUCUUGGAGUUGCAAUUCGGUUUGCUCUAGGGCCCCUCGAGCUGCAGACUCAUUUGUUUUACAUAGAAAAACGAAGAGAUAUUGAGCAAAUAUAUUGUAAAUGUAUAAAUCGAG
Messenger RNA from Trichoderma asperellum CBS 433.97, 1390 nucleotides. RefSeq lists its product as uncharacterized. The record is from RefSeq and is a predicted model, not a curated record. Lineage: Eukaryota; Fungi; Ascomycota; Sordariomycetes; Hypocreales; Hypocreaceae.